This is a messenger RNA of Trichophyton rubrum CBS 118892, 465 nucleotides long. RefSeq lists its product as uncharacterized. NCBI's taxonomy places the organism in Eukaryota, Fungi, Ascomycota, Eurotiomycetes, Onygenales, Arthrodermataceae. The transcript has a single exon. Gene Ontology annotation, cellular component: membrane. Bases 1 to 465 code for a protein of 154 amino acids. Gene Ontology annotation, molecular function: ABC-type transporter activity; ATP binding. The record is from RefSeq and is a predicted model, not a curated record. Gene Ontology annotation, biological process: transmembrane transport.
AUGCCGGACAACGAGAUUGAUCAAGAGGCCAAGCCAUCUGGCUUCAAGAGCUACAGACGCAUCUUCCGCUAUGCUGAUCGAAAGGCCUGGUUUCUUUACUCUAUAUCCUUCCUUGCCGCUACUGUCUCUAUCUUGGGCAUUUUUUAUGGAUGGAAACUUGGCCUCGUGUGUGUCCUUGCUGCUCUGCCCCUACUGCUAUUAAGCGGUUACUUCCGUAUCCAUCUUGAGAGCAAGCUGGAGGAAGAUACUUCUACACGCUUCGCCAGCAGCGCUGCAAUUGCAACGGAAGCAGUCUUAGCUAUAAGGACAGUAUCAUCCCUUACUCUGGAGAACAGGAUUCUUCAAAUAUACCAAGAAAGACUCGACGUAGUUGCGCAUCAGUCUGUAAAAACCCUGACUUUUACAACGUUUUGGUACGCCUUGACUCAAUCUAUUACCUUCCUAGCUAUGGCCCUAGGCUUCUAG